Messenger RNA from Anguilla rostrata (American eel), 2499 nucleotides. RefSeq lists its product as uncharacterized. NCBI's taxonomy places the organism in Eukaryota, Metazoa, Chordata, Actinopteri, Anguilliformes, Anguillidae. Bases 24 to 1580 code for a protein of 518 amino acids. The record is from RefSeq and is a predicted model, not a curated record. The transcript has 8 exons.
GUGAAAGUCAAAGGGAGUGAAGAAUGGUCGCAGGCCUGUAUCCCUCGGUUCUGCUUCUGAUGGGAUUACAAAGGCAAUUAUGUGGUGGGACAGUAAUCUACUCAUCAGUAGGGGCCAGUGUGGCUCUACCAUGUGGCACAAAUGCCCACAGAUCCUGCUCAGCAGUCCUUUGGAGAUUCAGGGAGAUGUUCAUGUUUGAUGAUGAUUUAGUCCAAGAUGGGAAGGUGACAGACAUCAAGACGAACAGAGCCAGGAGACUGAGGGUGGGUCCAGACUGCUCGCUGCUCAUAUCUAAUCUGACUUCAGAGGAUGGAGGACAGUACACCUGCCAGGAUGGAGCCAUCUCUCCCAGCACAAGUCUUCAGCUGCUCAACAUUACCGUGACCCCAAACACUGGCCUCAUUGCCAGAACAACAGUCUCUCUAAAUUGCUACUUGUCUGUCGCCACUGGCCUUGUGUUUUGCAACCACACUGGGAUAAGUUUCCGCUGGGUAAGUGAGAAUGGUGCCGAGUUAUGGGGCAACAGGUAUAAGAUCUCCCAUCUAUCUGCAUGCCACUCCACAAUGGCAGUGGAACUCACAAGGACAGACCAUAAUAAGCACUGGAGGUGUCAACUGAUUGAGGGGAAGGAAGUGAAGACAACACAGAGCUAUGUCACCAAACUCAUAGAUGGUGUAGAGGAAGUGUUUGCAUCAGUGGGAGGGUCUGUGACUUUGCCCUGCACUGACAUUGCAACCCCUGGCGCAGGAGAAAUUUUUCAGUGGUCUGUUGGAGAAAAGACACUGAUCACUCAGAUCCAGGAAGAUCAUGUCACAUCGUCAGAUGAGAAUGAUGCCACAACCCUGGCCGACAGAAAGAUCCAAGGUUUUAUAAUGAAGCCAGACUCUUCAUUACUAAUUAAGUCUGUGACCCCAGCACACUCCGGGUAUUACCAGUGUUCACAACUCAAUGGCUCAGGCCUCAUCUUCACACACAGAAGAAUACUGUUCCACACACUGGAGGUUCCCAAUUCUCUCUCAGUGAAUAGAGACCACGCCGGUGUUCCUCCCCAGCAAAACUUCAGCUUCACUCUAACCUGCUCACUCACCUGCGCAGAUGCCUGUGAUAAAAACAUGAAUUUGACUUGGAGUCACAGUGCAGGAGGCCACCAAGGUGCCAGCAGUGUUGUGCAAGUAAACAACACCCUGAUCUCCCAGCUGUUUGUCCCUGAGCUUCGGGUCUCGGAGAGGCUUGCGUGCAUCGUGCUGAGAGAGGGGGCUGAAAAAGCCAGGCAAGAGUGGGCAGUACAAGCGGAUUAUGCUUUGCCUGUUAUAGUAAGCUGCGUCCUUCUACUGAUACUGUUACUCUGUGUUGCUGUUAUGGGAACCUGUUGGAAGAGGAAGCACAAGACACACACUGUCUUGUUCUAUGUGACGGCCCUCCCCACUCUGUCUGUGUUGCUCCAGAGCCAGAUGGCUCUUUAUGAGGAGUGUGGGGAGCCAGCCUGUAGGACAGAUCCAGAGAAAAGGAACCUGGAAGGCGAACAGUCAGAAGCAAUAAGCACCGUUUAUGUCCUGCAGUCAGCUGUGAACCAGGAAUAACCACUGCCUACAACCACUCUCAAUCUGUCUUUGCCAAGCUCAAUCCACCCCUGGUUCACUCUAUUAUUUUUGCAACAGAGCCUAGCAUAUGACAAGUCGGUGCAUGUAAUAGUUCUUAGCUUGUCUUAGGUUCACUUUUUUCAAGAUUUCUGAAAAUGUCUAUAUUUGGUGUGUUGUAAGAAAACAUUCUUAUAGCCAGCAAGGUCAUUAAGUUGUCAUUCACCUGUUUCGUGACAAGUCACAAUUUUCAGCCAGUUAUGGCAAUUAAUUAUUUGUAAGAAUGGUAGGUAAAACUAAUACAUCAAUAGAGCUGUGAUUUGCAUCUGACACAAUUGCAAAAUGCUUGAAUAUUGACAUUCAAUGUGACCCUUUAGGAGAUGGAGUUGAUGCAUUUCAGCUGCAGUGUUCCUUGCAUGUGUACAAGUGGCACAGUCGUGAGUGUCUCACAUUGAAUUGUCAUGCUUUUUUAAAGCCUUUCCAACAGGAAAAAGAAGCAACAGGAAGUGAGAAAGCUAUAUUAAUUAACCGGGAAGUAGAAUAGAAUAAUAAUAGAAUCUGUGUGUGUGUGUAGGUGUGUGUGUAUGGACUGACCUCCAGCUGUGGGUGAAGGCUGUGGUGGUGCCGUUGCUUUGCAGGCUACCUAGUAGUUCUCUGGUGACUGUGAGAGUGUGUGUAUGUCUGAUAUAUGCCAACAACCAACAUGUCAGCACAUUUUUAUCUGUGGUAAUAAAACCAUAAACACAAUCUGAACACAAACUCCUUUUUUUCUAUUUAAAUUUAGAUAAAUAAUCAUAUCAAGGCUGACCCGGAUGUACCUUAUCAGACCUGUGUUUUGUAGUUGUUCCAAUGACCUUCGGUGUGCACCUAUUGUAUGCUGCUUUGGAUGAAUGUGCCUGCCAAAUAAAUGUAAUGUCAUGUA